GGGUUCUCAAUGUUUGUCGCGCGUGUACACAGUACAGGCCUUGGAAUAGGAUUUUAAUACAGCCACAGGCUGCAGAUCUUUCUGUUAUACAGCCGCCCCUGCUCACACAUACGUUAGCUGCAAUGUUAUCAGUUGCUUGAUAAAGCAAUUUGGAAAGCUGUUUAGGAAAAAUUAUAAUCAGUUAAAGGUUUGUUUGCCGAAAACAACCGAGGCCUAACCAUGGCACCAGUUCCGGAAAAUAUUGUCACUUUGGUAGAGAAGUAUAUACACGAAAAUGCGGUUAUGAUAUUCUCAAAAAGCUACUGUCCCUUUUGCAAAAAGGUUAAAGAACUGUUUACAUCCCUUGGAAUACAGUUUACUGCAUUAGAGCUAGACAAAGAAGCCAAUGGGGAUGCAAUACAGAAUGCUCUUGCAGAGAAGACUGGCCAAAAAACAGUACCAAAUGUUUUUGCCAAAGGAACUCAUAUUGGUGGGGCUGACAAUGUUGUAACAAUGCAUAAUCAAGGACAACUAUGGCCAAUGGUUAGAGAUGACAAAUAUGAGUAUGAUUUGCUUGUCAUUGGUGGAGGGUCAGGAGGUUUAGCUUGCUCCAAGGAAGCUGCUGCCUUAGGAGCAAAAGUUGCAGUUUGUGAUUUUGUGAAGCCAACACCUAAAGGAACCUCUUGGGGGCUUGGAGGAACUUGUGUGAAUGUUGGCUGCAUCCCCAAGAAGUUGAUGCACCAGGCUGCUUUGUUAGGUGAAGCUGUCAAAGAUGCUCGAAAAUUUGGCUGGGAGUUUUCAGAACAAGUGAACCACAGCUGGGCUAAAAUGACUGAAGCGGUACAGAAUCACAUUGGCUCUCUGAAUUGGAACUACAGGGUUCAGUUGAGAGAAAAAUCUGUCAAGUAUUUGAAUGCUUACGCUGAAUUGGUUGACAAUCACACUGUCAAGAUGGUUGACAAGAAAGGCAAGGAACAGAUUGCAACUGCUAAUAAAAUUGUAAUUGCUACAGGCGAAAGACCUCGAUAUCCAGAUGUCAAGUGUGCAAAGGACUAUGGGAUAACAAGUGACGAUGUUUUCUCGUUGCCCUAUUGCCCUGGUAAGACGUUAGUCGUUGGCGCAUCUUACGUUGCUUUGGAGUGCGCAGGAUUUCUCAAGGGAAUCGGCCUGGAUGUCUCUGUCAUGGUCAGGUCAAUUCUGUUGCGUGGUUUUGACCAGGAUAUGGCAAACAAAGUUGGAAAUUAUAUGGAAAAGCAUGGUGUAAAAUUUCUUCGACAAUUUUUGCCAACAAAUAUCGAGAAAUUAGAAGAUGGAACUCCACCACGAUACAAAGUUACCUACAAACAUAUCGAAACUGGAGAAGUACGAUCGGAGGAAUUCAAUACGAUUUUGAUUGGUAUAGGACGAGAUCCUUGCACGUCAGGUAUUGGGUUGGAAAAAGUUGGCGUAAAGCUGACCUCUAAAGGCAGAGUUUUUGUUGAUGACUUCGAGCAAACGAAUAUCCCGAACAUACAUGCGAUAGGCGAUAUCUUAGAGGGCAAGUUGCAGCUCACGCCUGUUGCCAUCCAAGCAGGAAGAUUGCUUGCACGACGAUUGUUUGGCGGAGGAACAGAAAAAACGGAUUACAUCAAUGUGCCUACGACUGUCUUCACGCCGCUUGAGUAUGGCUGCUGUGGUUUCUCUGAAGAGGAUGCCAUUUCGAAAUUUGGUGAAGACAAUAUUGAAGUUUACCAUACAAAUUUCUUUCCUUUGGAAUUUACCGUUGCAGAAAGAGAUAACAAUGACUGUUAUGCAAAAAUUAUCUGCAAUAAGGCGGACGAGGAAAGGGUCGUCGGUUUCCAUGUGCUGGGGCCUAACGCUGGUGAGGUUACCCAAGGUUUCGCAAUUGGCUUGAAACUUGGUGCCAAGAAAAAGGAUUUUAACAAUCUUAUUGGCAUUCACCCUACCAACGCUGAGGUAUUCACAACAAUGGAAACUACGAAGAGCUCCGGGAUGGAAACAGAAGUAGCUGGAUGCUGAGGGUAAUUCCUACCGCUGCAAUAAAGAAGGCAGUCGAAUUCCAAGCCGGAAAAGCAAGCUUUAAGUGUGUGUUUUGUGUUUUUUUGUUCUGUUUCGUGGCAUUAUUGGUCUUUUCCAACCACCCAUCCCCUUGAUUCAUAGUUGUUUGAAUGCUAAAAAACUUGUGCAAAGAUGUUUUUCCUAUAUGAAAAUGCAAGCAGCUGCUUUUUAGCUAAGAAUGAAUGAUUUGACCUAAUGUGUCUGCUGUUGCCUGCUAGCUAAAGCCUUUAAUAAGACUUGAGUGCAGUUGGCUUUUUAACUAUUCAUGGUUUCCACUGCAAGUAUAUUCUGUAAGCCGACAAAAACAGACAGCGAUAAAUUGGUAUCAAACAGUCGUCCACUCGCUCUCUACUUUUCAUGAUUUUCUUUGGGUUGUCUUUCUUGGUCUUCAGCGAGAUACAAAAUCUAGAGUCUGUCCCUUCUAUCGUUUCCUAAAACAUAUGCAAUCUUCAGAAGCAACAUCUCUAAUGAGGCACCCAGGAGCCCAUGUUAACGAAAACUUUUCCCCCCAGUGGUACUUUCUCCAUUAUCUGUUACGUCGCCCUUUCUUUUAAUGUUUUUUGUUUGUUUUUUAUGUUCAUUGUUUUUAGGUUUUUUUCAUUUACUUUUUAAGUAAGCUAUCCGGUGUUAAGCGAAAUUCGAUCUGCCUUCAGCAGCGGUAGGGUAAUACCUGCACAAAGAUAUUCAUUAAAGAAAAGUUUCUUGUUCGAUGGUUUCCUUGCAGCAAGAUAAUGACGAUAUUGCCUUCACGUGCAGUUUUGCAUUAGGUGUUAUUUGAACGCUUUUCUUUGUGAAGAAAGUUUGCUCAUAUUGUUUAUCUAAUGUAGAAUAUACUUCCAAAGUUAUAGAUUUAGUUUUGAUAUCUACAUACUCGUAUUAAA
Rhopilema esculentum is the source of this 2918-nucleotide messenger RNA. RefSeq names its product thioredoxin reductase 1, cytoplasmic. The record is from RefSeq and is a predicted model, not a curated record. NCBI's taxonomy places the organism in Eukaryota, Metazoa, Cnidaria, Scyphozoa, Rhizostomeae, Rhizostomatidae. Gene Ontology annotation, cellular component: mitochondrion; cytosol. Gene Ontology annotation, biological process: cellular response to oxidative stress; glutathione metabolic process; cell redox homeostasis. Gene Ontology annotation, molecular function: glutathione-disulfide reductase (NADPH) activity; flavin adenine dinucleotide binding; thioredoxin-disulfide reductase (NADPH) activity.